Molecule: messenger RNA, 7644 nt
Organism: Passer domesticus (house sparrow)
Lineage: Eukaryota; Metazoa; Chordata; Aves; Passeriformes; Passeridae
Product: zinc finger protein 239-like
Exons: 11
Coding region: 169-1038 (289 amino acids)
Source: RefSeq, a predicted model, not a curated record
UUCUGUAGCUGUCUGAUCUUCUGCAGAGGACAAGAAGAAAAAGUAGCAGGAAGAGGAAGGAGAGGAAAUUCGCGUGUCCACCGCGCCCUGUGUCCGCAGCCCUCCCGGCCCGUGGAGCAUCUGCCCCGCCGCAUCCCACAGGAUUUGUCAUUCCUAAGACUUGGCUGAAUGGAGGAGGAGGCUGUAAGGAAGACGCAGAUGCUCCAAGACAGCCAAGCAGGCUAUGAGCUGAAGGCAGAGAUCAAGGAGGAGAAAUCCCCCUGGCAGAACAUUGCGGAAGAGGCUGUUUUGAGUGCCUCCACAGUGCAGGAAGCCAAUGGGGAAGAGAAGCCCCAGAGAUCCCGCACAAGGAGGGGCUGCAAACGCACCCCAGGAUGCUCCAGGGAGGAGCAGGAAGGCAGCCAGAGCUUCAGCUGGAACUCAGAGCUGAUGAAGAAGCCUCAAGCUGGGGAGAAAUCCCACAAAUGCUUGGAAUGUGGGAAGGGCUUCAGCCGGAGCUUCCACCUCCUCCGCCACCGGAUGAUCCACACAGGGGAACGCCCCUAUGAAUGCUUGGAAUGUGGGAAGAGCUUCAGCAGGAGCUCCUGUCUGAUCCGCCAUCUGGUAAUUCACACAGGGGAACGGCCCUACAAGUGCAAGGAAUGUGGGAAAAGCUUCAAUGACCGCUCCAACCUCCUCACCCAUCAGCGCCUGCACUCCAAGGAACGGCCCUUUGAGUGUGGGGUGUGUGGGAAGAGCUUCAGCACCAGCUCUGACCUGAUCCAGCACCAGAAGAUCCACAGUGGAGAACGGCCCUAUGAGUGUCCUGAGUGUGCAAAGAGAUUUCGGACCAGCUCCCAUCUCCUCCUGCAUCAGCGCAUUCACACAGACGAGCGGCCCUUCCGCUGCCCUGACUGCGGGAAGGGCUUCAAACGCAACUCCCACCUCACCCUGCACCGGCGCACCCACACCGGGGAGAGGCCCUACGAGUGUGAGGAGUGUGGGAAAAGCUUCUCCAGCAGCUCUGGCUUGACCCAACACCAACAGUCCCACUUGUAAUGCAGGUCAUGCUGUGGAGGCCCAGGGGCCCAGCGUUGGAGCUGUAAUACCUCAGCCCUGGAAGGGCAAAGGUGACCAGGGUCAGAGAGAGACAACCCUCUGAAUACAAUGGUCUUAUCCAUAGGUGUUUGCAGGCUCGUGUUAAUGCAGCAGGCUUCGUUGGUAUCACCCGGUUCAACUGCCGUUUUUUCCUUAUAUGUACUCCCCCUAGAAUGAUCUCCUUUCUCUUGUCCCCUGUUGGUCCCGGUUUACUGCAAUGCUCUGCCCCUGUUGCCUCAUUGGUUCCCCAGGUGGCUGCCCCUCGUCUGUGUUGUUUGUACUCAGUUCCCAUUGGCCCUUGACCCUCAGAUCCGCCUCUUUCCCCCCCCAUGUAAAACCCUGUCCUCAGCCCUCUGUCCCUGAGCCCUCUUCAUUGCAAUUAACCAGGUUUGGAGCUCCAUACAGAGACCUAUCUCUGGCCUUGUUUGUCAGCAGUUUAAGCAAGCCUGCUCCGGGCUCUGGGAGUGCAGGUCGUUAACAGAGGCUCACUGUGGACACUCCGCAACACCCUGUGAAUGCCCUGACUGUGGGAAGAGCUUUGUCUGCUGCUCCAACUUCAUCACCCAUCAGAGGACCCACACUGGAUGAUUCACAGUGACCCUUACUGGGCUGAGACCGGUGAUCCAUGUUCCAGGUGGCCCAUGUACUGGUUUUGUGUGGCCAGGUUUUGGAAGUAGGGGUCUACAGGGAUGGCUUUUGUGAGAAGCUGCCAGAAAUUUGCCCGUGUCCAGCAAAGCCAGCACCAGCUUCUGGAUGGACCCGCAACUCGCCAACACCAAGCCCAUAGGAGAUGGCAGUGACACCCCAGGGAUAAUGGAUUCAAGAAGGGAAAAGUUCUUGUGCCGAUGGAAUUGGGUCCAGAGAAGAGCAGAGUGGGAACAUGUGAAAGGAACAGCUCUGCAGACACCCAGGGCAGUGCAGAAGGAGGGGCAGGAGCUGCUCCACGUGCCGGAGCUGAGAUUCUCCUGCAGCCGCUGGAGGAGCCUACGCUGGAACAAGGGGAUGCCCGAAAAGAAGGAUGUGAGCCCGUGGGAAGCCCAUGCUGGAGCAGCCUCCAUGCAGGGCCCUGUGGAUCCCUGGGCAGAGGAGCCCACACUGGAGCAGCUUUGCUGGAAGGACCUGAGGCCCUGUGAGGACCCACGCUGGGGCAGGGGAAGGACUCCUAAACUUCUCUCCCUGCGCAGCAGGAAGAGAAGCAAGGUGCGGAGGGCAGGGACAAAGCAGUUUUGGUGGCACCUUGCAUCCAGUCACGGUUAACCCGCUGGAGGGGAUUACAAGUGAGAGGCCUGUGAGAGUCCCCCGUUUGCCGGACAUCCCCCCUGGAGCAGGGUGCCCCACUUGCCGCAGCUCCAGCCCUCAGGCAGAGCUCAGCCGAGCAGAGCACUUGGUGCUGGUGACUCUGCAGUGUCCAGGCAGACCCGCAGUGCUCAGCCUCCUCACCUGGACUCCAGUGUGACCCCCACCCCCGGCGCUCCCUGCCAAGAGAAUUUGGGAAGGGAACACGUGGAGGGCGCCAGGAGCGGGCCCCCCAAGCUGUCUCCAAGGGGGCAGCUGAGGCAGGGGGAGUGCAGACGGGGGCCCGGCCCUGCCCAGGCACGGCUGAUGCUGCCCACGGGCCAAACUGCUCCCGACUGCUCCGGGCGGGCGCUCCCGGCGCAGCGCGGCUGCUUUGGGGCUGCAGCCCCUGCCCGGCGCUGCCGCAGGGCGAGGGGCGGCAGCUGCGGCCGCACUGGUGGCACUGCUGCUGCUGGCAGCGCCCCGGCUCUGGGUUGAGCAGGGAGGCAGGAGAGGGAACUGAAAGGUGUUUGAGAGGACGCAUAAGGGAAGGUGGGACAGUGGGAAAAGGGUUCCCAGUGGGCGACCCUUUGCAUUCCCCAUCACUUGAUCUCUGGAGCGAUUCCUUGGGGCUCCAUGGGGGAUGAGAUCCACACGGGGAGGGGCCCCAAUCCCCCUGUCCAUCCCUCAGGAGCAAAUGGGGGACUUCCCCUCACACAGCAGCUGGUGCUGCAGCGGCCACGUGGCAGAGUGGGGGCUGGAAAGGGGGAUCCAGAGUGUCCCCCUGAGCUUCCAACCUGAUGUAGGGUGGUGGGGGUAGGGGGGUGCAUCCCCCAACUUGCCUCCUUGCCCACACAGUGGUGUUCCUGUGGAUGGGAAAAGCCCGGUGUCACUUCCUGAACAGCCCUGAGCGGGUGAGGCUCAUGGAGAAGAACAUCUAUAACCUAAAGCAGCUCUAGCACUUCAACAGUGAUUUGAGCACUUUGAGGGGAUACCCCAUAUGGGAACACCCAGGCCCAGUACUGGAACACCCAACUGGAAUUACUGGAGAAGAGAUGGGCUCAGGUACUGCACUACAGGGACACAUACUCUUGGCAAAACUAUGAGAUCAUGACCCCAAUCACCUGGCAUGAGCAGCCCUGUUUUUGAGGAAAACAACCCCAAAUCUCCACAAAAAUCCCCAAAUCCUCCUGAUUAUCCCCCUAAAUCCCAAAUUCUCCUUGAAAUCAAAUUGAAAUAGUUGGGGGUUGAAGAUCUUUGUUUAAUUACUUUAUUUUAGCCCAAAUUUAAUCAGUUUGUAAGAGAUUAAAAUGGCUCAAAAGAAAACAAAGGUCCAAAUAGAAGGAUUUACAUAUUGGUCUCAGGUGAGUUUCUCUGUUGCUGGGUUGUUUGGGUGGGAAGAACCCUUUUUGGAGCCUUUGAUUUGAAUAGUUUGGUCUUUGCACCAAUCCAUCACCACUUGUCUGUGGAAGAUGCCUGUGGGCCAUAGAGAAUUAGAACAAUAAAAUUAAAAAGACCUCUUUGUUGCAAAAGACCUCAAAGAUCAUCCCAUUUUGCUUGAUGCCUCCUGAAGAAAUGCAUGGUGGCUGCUGGUGAUAUUUUUUGGGGUCUAAAGUCAACAAGACUGCUCUUCCCAAUGAAUUUCCAAUGUUGGCCUGCAUUCUAAUGGAUGUUCCUUCCUCUUCAUUCAUCAGGGUGCCUGUGGGGAACAAGGAGGAUAUGGACACCACUAGCCAGAUGUCUUCCCAAUGUGGAUCACUUGGAACAUGGGGCCAUUUCCCUGUGUGGAUCUUCUGAUGGCGGAUCAGGAUGGAGCUCUGAGUGAAGCUCUUCCCACGUUCCUUACACUCCUAUGGCCGUUUCCCCAUGUGCACCCAGUGGUGGAUGACGAGGUUGGAGCUGUUGCGGAAGCUCUUCCCACAUUCCAAGAAGCACUUGUAGCAUUUCUCUUUCCUGUGAAUAUGCUGCUGGAUGCCCAGGUCAGAGCUCUGGCUGAAGUUCUGGCCGCCUUCCCGGCACAAGCUCAGUGCCCAGGUAGGAAGGACAAGGAGAGGAUGGGAUUUUCCUCCAUGGCAGAGGGAAGGAGAAGGAAAUCCCCCAGCAGGACAGCAUCGGCAAUGGGGUUGUCCUGCAGCCCAGGCAGCUGCGACAGCGACCUCCCUGUGCUGGGGCCUCUGCGAGCUGUGAACUCUCCUGUUUGCUGCACUUGGGGCAUCCCCAAAUGAUGACGGGUCCUGGGCUGAGCCCCCCAACUCCUCCAGGCUCUGCCCUGCACCUGGUGGGAAGAUGCAAAGGCAACUGAAAGGAGAAUUCCACUGGAUUCCAGGGGAAUUCCCCACAGGGACCUCGUACAGACUCCUCCUGUCCAUAUGUGUGUGACACUGAAUAUGCCAUAGCAAAUGUCCUGGGAAUGCCGCUCUCCUGGAGUCGGAAGUACUUAAGGACGGGUUUCUGGUCUGCAUCUGGUUUUGGAGGUAUGUGUGAACACAGGAUGCCUGGUGACUUCUGGAGAUGGAUUUGGACAGGAGGAAACCCCAACCCAACACUGUCACGCCUUGUUACACAACAGUUCCAUGCCUUGUUUUUCCCCAAAACCAGGAUUUGUCAUUUCUAAGCCUUGGCUGGAUGGAGAAGGAGGCUGUAAGAAAGAGGAAGAUGUCCCAGCACACUGAGGCAGGCACUGAGCUGCAGGCAGAGACCAGGGAGGAGAAAUCUCCUGGCAGAACAUUGAGGAAGAGGCCAUUUUGAGCACCUCCGCAGCACAGGAAUCCAACAGGGAGGAAAAAUCCCAGAAAUAUCCCAUGAGGAAGGGCUCCAAAUCCAGCCCAGGGUGCUCUGAGGAGAAAAGACACACACUGUGCCAGGAAGGCAGCCAGAGCUUCAGCCAGAGCUCAGACUUGGGUGGUCUACAAGCAGCAUCAUAUUGAUGAGAAGCACUACAGGUGUACAGGUGCUUGGAAUGUGGGAAGAGCUUCAGGCAAAGAUCCUAUCUGAUCUGCCACCAGAAUAUUCACACCUAGGAACAGCCAUACAAGUGCCUGAAAUGUGGGAAGGACUUCAGUGACUGCUCCAACCUCGUCAUGCACCGGAGCCUGCACACUAGGGAGCAGCCCUACAAAUGCGGGGAACAGAGGAAGAGCUUCAGCUGGAGUUCCAACCUCCUCUCCCACCACCUUGUCCACACUGCAGAGCCCUACUAGUGCCCCAACUGCAGAAAUAGAUUCAGCUUCAGAUCCCGCUUGAUCUACCACCAGAAGAUCCACAGUGAGGAAUGGCCCUACAAGUAUCCUGAGUGUAGGAAGAGUUUUCGGAGGCGCUCCCAUCUGAUGGUCAUGCAUGAGCAAACACUGAGAGAGAGAGAGAGAGAGAGAGAGAGAGAGAGAGACCCUUCUGCUGCCCUGACUGUGGGAAGGGCUUCAAACACAACUCCACCCUCGUCACCCACCAGCACAUCCACACCAGGGAGAGGCCCUACAAGUGUCCUGAGUAUGGGAAGAGCUUCUCCUACAGCUCUGCCUUGAUUUCACACCAAUGGACCCAUGAGUAGGGGAAGCCCUACAAGUGCCCUGACUUCAGGAAGAGUUUUAUCCCCUGCUCCAACUUCAUCACCCACUAGAGGACCCAUGUUGCAUUAUCCACAGUGACCCAUAGUGUGCAAAAACAUGGUGAUCCACAUUCCUGGUGAUCCAUGGUGGGUGAAAACCUGGUGACCCGUGUUCCACAUGAUCCACAUUGGGAAGACACCUGGCUGGUGGUCUUCACCUCCUCCUGGUUCCCUGGGGCACCUGGAUGAACACAGGGGAAAGAACUUCUAUCAGGAUGGGGACUGACAUCGGAAAUUGAAGUACUGAGGCCUGAACAACAGGCCCUGCAUCAAAGCUGAUCUCUAGAUGAACCUUCCAACCAAACCUUAUAUGAUACUUGCAUCUGCUAAUUAGUGAAAUAUCAAUGAUCAUUAGUGAAACAUGUAAUGUGAUACAAGUGCUUUUAUCUUUCCAUAUUUAGGGGACAGUCAAAGCAAUGAAAUCAGGUGUUUUAAAGCAAUGAGGAGGAAUCAAAAGAAAAUUAAGGCCAAACCAAGAGUGUUUACAUGUUGGCAUUGUGAACUGACAGACCAGGGAGGACAAUCCCCGCAUCAGAACCUCGUGGAAGAGGCCAUUUUGAGUGACUCCAUGGCACAAGAAUACAAUGGGGAGGAGAAGCUGCAGUGGUAUCCCAUGAGGAGGGUCUCCAAACACAGCCCACAGUGCUCCAAGGAGGAAAGACCUAUCCUGUGUCAGGAAGGUGGCCAAAGCUUCAUCCAGAGCUCUGACCUGGUGGUCCUUGAGUGGUUUCACAUUGGAGAGAUCUGCUACAGGUGCUUGGAACACGGCAGGAGCUUCAGAUGGAGCCGGAAGAUCCACAUGGAGGAACAGCCCUAGAAGUGCUUGGAAUGUGGGAAGAGCUUCAGCCACGGCUCCUGUCUGAUCUGCCAUCAGGUAAUUCACAGGGGAUAAUGGCCCUGCAGGUGUAGGGAAUGUGUGCAGAGCUUUAGUGACCACUCUAACCUCAUCAGCCACCAGCGCCUGCACUCCAGGGAAUGGCUGUACAAGUGUGGGGAGUGAGGGAGGAACUUCAGCCAGAGCUCCCACCUGAUUCACCACCAGAAUAUCCACACGGGGGAAUGGCCCUACAAGUGUCCUGAGUGUGGGAAAACUUCACCCAGAGCUCUACCUUGACCUUACACCAAUGGAUUCUCUGGAAGGGGAACCCCUGUGAGUGCCCCAAGUAUGGGAAGGGCUUCAAACACUGCUCCAACUCCAUCACCCACUGCAGGACCUACGUUGGAUGAUCCACAGUGAGCCCCGCUGGGCAGACCUAGUGAAUCAUGUUCCUGGCAAUCCAUGUUGGGCAUUGUAUUGGGUUUGGGUGAUCAGGUGUUGGAAACAGGGGUGCUCCACGGGUGGCUUCUGUGAGGAGCUUCCAGAAGCUUCCCCUAUGUCUUCCAACAGUGGCUCCUGUUCUGAUCCACUCCUGAAGGCGAGGGUAACCAAUGUUCUGGUUCAUGGAUGCCCUGGCACAGAUUAAUGUGAAACAACAGUGAUUGAUCUGUGUUUAUAAAUAUAUCUCUGUUGGGUUUAUUUUAGAACAAUUUCUUUGCCAUGUAAAGCAGUUUUUGAACCCUUUUGGUUACCAUCUCUAUCAUUACAAUAACACUUUGGAAAACUUAUAAGGGAAAAGAAAGUAAGUAUAAAAGUAGAAAGAUACACAGGCACCAGACCUGGAUCCAGCAAUAAAAAUAGACUGUUGCAA